This is a messenger RNA of Durusdinium trenchii, 819 nucleotides long. NCBI's taxonomy places the organism in Eukaryota, Dinophyceae, Suessiales, Symbiodiniaceae. The record is from the annotation of a GenBank genome assembly.
AUGGCGUUGGCGGAGGAUUGGGAGUCCCGCGCUUGUUUGAGAGCUCGGGCCAGGGAGAAUGGUGUUCUCACCAUGUGGCCCAAGCCAAACCAAAAAGGGAUUCCGACUGGACCUGCCUGUUCUUUGAACUCAGUGCCUUUGACGGCUUUGGCCAAGUGGUGGGUGGAGCGUUCAACCACACCCCGCACGGUGCCUAUCGGCGACAUGAGGGAACAGGUCAUCGCAUGGAGACAACUCAGCGCGCUCAAUGAAGACAAUGGGAGCGUCGCGUUGGACGCUUGGGGUCUCAAGAGGCUGUUUUCCCACUGCCUGCGUCGCUGGUUGAGUGGUUCAGUACGCCCCCGCGAUCCAGCCAUGCGCGACUUUUGGGAAGUCCUUGAUGGCGCAUGGGGCACACCUCAGGCUGCCAAUGGUGGCCCUGCUCUCCAGGAGGAGGAGGAUGGUGAUGAGGGGGAGAAUGGGGGUGACGACACGGACCACUAUUCCGGUGCUGAAGCUGCUGCAGAUGAGUACCCAGAAAUCGAUCAUGUGAUCCAUGACUCCCAAGACAUGGCAUCCACUCAAACCAUGCUGGACAGUGAAGGCUCUGAGGCUCCGGUGGACAUUGAGAUGUCUGAGCCUGACCAUCUGCCUUGUGCAGCUGAGGCCGCCGCUCCGCCAGCCAAUGCUGCAAAGUGCACAGGGCAGCCUGACAAGUCGCCCGUGUUUGGGGGGCCCACACAGUCCGCCGGAAAUAGGAACGCCAAGAUCUCUGCUCUCAGGAUGGCUUUGGAGAAGCGGGCUGCGGCCACCAUGGCGCGUGGCAAAUCCAGUAGCUAG